Messenger RNA from Pecten maximus, 778 nucleotides. RefSeq lists its product as uncharacterized. The transcript has 3 exons. The record is from RefSeq and is a predicted model, not a curated record. The coding region runs from base 19 to 672 and encodes 217 amino acids. NCBI's taxonomy places the organism in Eukaryota, Metazoa, Mollusca, Bivalvia, Pectinida, Pectinidae.
ACAGAGCUAUGUGAUGCCAUGGAACUGAAGUGGCGCGAGGAUAAUCUUCGAGCAGACCUUGCCUUCCCAGAUACAGUGUUCAUUCGGAACCUCUCGUCUGCAGUCAUGUGUCUCGCACUGUGUUCACGAACAGACGACUGUGACGGGGUAUCAUUUGCAGCGUCGACCUUGACUUGCCGGGGUCAUUCGCUUGUUGACGUUACGGAUAUGAAGAAAGGAGUUGCGUCUCCUGGUUCCAGGUUUUGGAUAAAUCGAAACUGUCAACGAAAUGAUUACAUGUAUAUCAGAUCACUUGACUGGUGCAUUAAAUUGGUAUGGACACUAUGGCCGAAAAGCAGAAAAGACGUCAAGAAAGAUUGUAAAGCGGAGAACGCCAGACUUGUGAAUGUGGACAGUAGAGAAAAACAUAACGUUCUGGUCCGGAAACUCCGUCACAUUCUAUUAUUGCCGCUGACAACGUGGUGGAUUAGUGGAAGAAAGGAUGGUGGUGUGUGGAAAUGGGAUGAUGGGACACCGAUCAGUACUGACUCAGACCUUUGGAACACUUUCCCGCCUGUUCCUUUCCUCAGCACCUGUCUCUGUUACUUUGAACAACUAAUCCCACCCGGAAAACGAUUUUGGCCAUGUGUUUGUAUCGGCAGUAAUGGUGUUAUUUGCGAAGAAUUUCCUUAAUGUCUUGUUAAACCUAAAGGUAGCGGUUUUACGUGAUAAUUAUAUAUAAAUAUGUCUAUCUAUAAAUUAAUUAUAUAUAUAUAUAGUUUAGAAACAAAAAUGACGA